AUUUCUGGCGCUCACUUGCACAGUUUGUAGGCGCCAGACUUCCUUAUAUGUGCGAGAAUGGAGUUUUCCGCGGACGAUGACGAAGCCAUGCGCGAGUUCAUGCCCUCGCAUUUCGGCAAGAGAGAUGCAUCCGUAGACAUUGCGGCGCAAAUCGAGCGCUGCCGGCGGCCGGUCGAGGAGAAAGAGGCCAAGGACAAGGACUCGGACUCGGACGACGACAGCGAUGAUGACAGCGACGAUGACGACGAGUUCCCCGUCUCGCACGAGCUGGUCGUCAAGACGCACGACCGCGCGAUUACAACCAUUGCAAUCGACCCGUCGGGCAACCGCUUUGUGACGGGCAGCAUCGACUGCUCGCUGAAGCUGCACGACCUCAGUUCGCUGACGCCUAGCACCAUCCGCGCCUUCAAGACGGUCGACCCGUUCGCCACGAAGCCCUCGCAGACGGCCGAGGCGCAUCUGAUCCACCAGGUGCUGUUCAGCCCGUUCUCUGGCAGCCAGUUCCUGUGCAUCACGGCGACACCGCAGGCGCGGCUGUUCAGCAGGGACGGUGAGCAGACCGCCGAGUAUGUCAAGGGCGACAUGUAUCUGAGAGACAAGCACAAUACCAAGGGACAUACAGCAGAUCUCACGUGCGCUGCAUGGCACCCUACAAACCGGGACAGGUUCGUGACGGCAGGGACGGACAGCACGGUGCGCAUCUGGGACGUCAACAAGCGGAUGAAGCAGGAGGAGGUCAUUGUGCACAAGUCGCGCGCAGCGGGGAGUGCGGGCAUGACGAGGAUGACAGCGAUCGCGUGGGGCGCUGCUGCUGCGGGCGGUAGCAGCGUGCUGGUCUCGGCAGCGCUCGACGGCAGUCUGGUCAUGUGGGGAGGCGAGGGCCCGUUCCAUCGUCCUUCGGCGGAGAUCCGCGACGCGCACGAGAAGGAUACGUGGACGAGCGGGCUGGACAUCAGCGCCGAUGGCAGACUGGUCAUCACAAGAGGCGGCGACGACACAAUCAAGCUGUGGGACACGCGCAAGUUUAAGACGCCGCUCAACACCACAUCGCAUCCCUCGACGUCGUCACAGUAUCAAACGUCGAACAUCAAGUUUGCGCCAAACUCGGCGAGCAUCAUCACGGGCUCGGAGACGGGCCACCUGCACAUCCUCAACCCGGCGACGCUGCGUCCGGAGCUCGUCACGCCAGUCACGCCAGGCUCGCCGCUCAUCACGGUCAACUGGCACCCGAAGCUGAACCAAAUCUUCACCGGCUCCGCCAACGGCCAGACCACCAUCCUGUUCAACCCCAAGAUGUCGACCGGCGGCGCACUCACGAUCCUCAGCAAAGCGCCCAAGAAGCGACACGUCGACGACGACCCCAACCUCACCGUGGACAUGGACCCGCUGGGCAUGGCGGGCGAAGACCAAGGCGGCAAAGCGCAACCCGGCUCCUUUUCCGCGCGGCACCCAACCAUCGGCCUCACAGCGUCCGGCAAGAGCCGCGACCCGCGACGCCCUCACAUCCCCGCGGUCACGCCGUUCGCGAAGAGCACGCCGGACCAGAAGUACGUCAUGGAGCAGAUCGAGGGCAGCGACAUGCGCGACCAGGACCCGCGCGAGGCGCUGCUCAAGUACGCGCCCAAGCCGGGCGAGAAGAACGUCUUUACGGGCGCGUGGGACAAGACGCAGCCCAAGGGCGUGUACAAGGAGUACGACAGCGACGACGACGAGCCGGCGGGGAAGCGGGCGAAGCGGUAGUGCUGGCGUGGGAGUCGAGCGGUAGUCCUCGCAAAGGGAGUGCGUGUGUGGAAAUUAGAUACCCAGAUACACACGCUCCAAUACGAAGUCCAUACAGACAG
Messenger RNA from Boeremia exigua, 1841 nucleotides. Its product is annotated as WD40-repeat-containing domain protein. The transcript has a single exon. Lineage: Eukaryota; Fungi; Ascomycota; Dothideomycetes; Pleosporales; Didymellaceae. The record is from RefSeq and is a predicted model, not a curated record. Bases 58 to 1740 code for a protein of 560 amino acids. Gene Ontology annotation, cellular component: site of double-strand break; nucleus. Gene Ontology annotation, molecular function: protein binding. Gene Ontology annotation, biological process: regulation of DNA double-strand break processing.